This is a messenger RNA of Athene cunicularia (burrowing owl), 528 nucleotides long. RefSeq names its product exocyst complex component 6B-like. The transcript is spliced from 7 exons. The record is from RefSeq and is a predicted model, not a curated record. NCBI's taxonomy places the organism in Eukaryota, Metazoa, Chordata, Aves, Strigiformes, Strigidae. Gene Ontology annotation, cellular component: membrane; exocyst. Bases 1 to 528 code for a protein of 175 amino acids. Gene Ontology annotation, biological process: exocytosis; intracellular protein transport; Golgi to plasma membrane transport.
AUGAAGCUGGAUGCAGAAAACCACCAGCACGAAAUCAUCAGUAUCAUCAGUGAGCUUGCAGGUGACACCAAGUGCAGCAGGAGCGUCGAUCUGCGCGAGGACAGGGAGGGUCCACAGAGAGACUUGGAGAGGUCUGUCUAUGAUGGAGAAGAACAUGGUCGUUUCAUGGAGAAGCUGGAAGCACGAAUCAGAAACCACGAUCGUGAGAUUGAGAAAAUGUGCAACUUCCAUUACCAGGGCUUUGUGGACUCCAUCACAGAGCUGCUGAAAGUUAGAGGAGAAGCUCAAAAACUGAAGAAUCAAGUGACGGACACCAACCGAAAGCUGCAGAAUGAAGGAAAAGAAUUGAUAAUAGCAAUGGAAGAGCUGAAGCAAUGCCGGUUACAACAGAGGAAUAUUUCAGCGACGGUUGAUAAGCUAACGCUGUGUCUUCCUGUCCUGGAGAUGUACAGCAAACUGCGAGAGCAAAUGAAAUCUAAAAGGCAAUACCCUGUCCUGGGAUUUGACGGCUUCAUUCACCAAGCGUAG